AUGGAGCUCGACACCCGUCCAGAUGCUACCGCUUUGCUCUCAGCAACGAAUGGUGUCUUCCAAACUGGCGGAGUUCUUGGGACUUUGUUCCUACCAUUCUUUCAAGACAAAUUUGGCCGAAAAGGUGGUCUCGCGAUUAGUGCGAUACUCUGUCUAGUCUCUGGCGCUGUACUCGCUGGAAGCGUGAAUAUGAGCAUGUUUCUCGCCUUCCGUUUCAUCGCCGGAGCGGGCGCAUUCAUGAUUCUUGCCGCAGUUCCUGUGUGGAUGGCUGAAGUCGUCCCACCCUACCUUAGAGGUGCCCUUGUGCAGCUACACGCCGUCGUUCUCGUGGUCGGUUACAUGUGUGCCUCCUGGCUUGGCUUUGGUAUUUACCACUGGAAGGAUGGCGGGGAUGCCACGUGGAGGAUCCCAUUUGCUAUUCAAUGCUUCUUUCCACUCUGUCUACUCAUUGGACUGUACUGGUGUCCUGAAAGCCCCCGCUGGCUCAUUCUUAAAGGAAGAAAUGAUGAAGCCCGAGAGCUCCUACUACGUCUACACGAUGAUCCGGAUGAUCCAAGCCAUACAUUUGCUCGUACGGAAUAUCUCCAAAUCACCAAACAGCUCGAAAUCGACCGUACCUUGCCAAGUAGCUGGUUACAUAUCAUGAAGAAGCCAUCCCUGCGCAAAAGGGCUCUUAUUACGAUGGGAACGACCGGCUUUAUUCAGUGCUCUGGUAUUUUGGUUGUCAACAAUUACGGUCCGUUGUUAUACAAAAACCUUGGCUACGAUACAGCUACGCAGCUAUUGUAUGGCGCUGGGUGGCUCACUUUUGCCCUCGGACUCGACUUAAUUGCCUGUUUCCUCAACGAUCACUUCCCACGCAACAAAUUUCUGGCAAUCGGUGUGCUCGGAUGCAUGAUAGAUUUGUCUGUCGUUGCGGGAAUUGAUGCCAAUGUCCACAAGUUCAUCGCUGAUGGCAAUACGAACGCUCUUCGUGCAGGUGUUGCCUUCCUAUUCCUUAUUGAGGUCCCCUACGACUUCUUCUUGAACGGAAUGCAGUUCAUUUACAUUAGCGAGAUUUGGCCUAUGCAUCUUCGUGCUAAGGGAAUGAGUUUGGGAGUCGCCAUGAUCUCAUUGAUGAACAUUGUUUGGCUGCAAUCUGCGCCGACGGCGUUCCAAAAGAUCGGAUGGUAUUUCUAUCUAUUUUUCAUUAUCCCUGGUACAAUUGGUGCGGUCAUAAUGUGGUUCUUCUUUCCAGAUACCCUUGGGCUCCCUCUGGAAGAAGUAGCAGCAAUUUUCGGCGAUCACGAGGAGGUUGCAGGGUAUAUGCGGGACAUUCAUAUCACCGAUGAUGAAAUCGACAAUAUAGAUGGUUUUGGAUCAAAGACAGGGGGUGAGAAGAGCAGGAUUGGUACCCAGGCAGUGGAAAAUGCGGCUUAG
Exophiala bonariae is the source of this 1419-nucleotide messenger RNA. RefSeq lists its product as uncharacterized. The coding region runs from base 1 to 1419 and encodes 472 amino acids. Gene Ontology annotation, cellular component: membrane. The record is from RefSeq and is a predicted model, not a curated record. The transcript is spliced from 6 exons. Lineage: Eukaryota; Fungi; Ascomycota; Eurotiomycetes; Chaetothyriales; Herpotrichiellaceae. Gene Ontology annotation, biological process: transmembrane transport; carbohydrate transport. Gene Ontology annotation, molecular function: carbohydrate:proton symporter activity.